Lampris incognitus (smalleye Pacific opah) is the source of this 3624-nucleotide messenger RNA. RefSeq names its product potassium channel, voltage gated eag related subfamily H, member 7 (gene kcnh7a). The record is from RefSeq and is a predicted model, not a curated record. Gene Ontology annotation, cellular component: membrane. Gene Ontology annotation, biological process: potassium ion transmembrane transport; membrane repolarization during action potential. Lineage: Eukaryota; Metazoa; Chordata; Actinopteri; Lampriformes; Lampridae. Gene Ontology annotation, molecular function: inward rectifier potassium channel activity.
AUGCCGGUUCGGAGAGGUCAUGUUGCGCCACAGAACACAUUUUUGGGAAUAAUUAUCCGGAAAUUUGAAGGACAAAAUAAGAAAUUCAUCAUAGCCAAUGCCAGGGUGCAGAACUGCGCCAUCAUCUACUGCAACGACGGCUUCUGCGAGAUGACGGGAUUCUCCAGGCCGGACGUCAUGCAAAGGCCGUGCACCUGCGACUUCCUGCACGGCGAGUUCACCAGCCGCCACGCCGUCGCCCAGGUGGCCCAGGCGCUGCUGGGGUCCGAGGAGCGCAAGGUGGAGAUCACCUACCACCGCAAGGAUGGCUCGGACUUCCUGUGCGCCACGCACAUCAUCCCGGUGAAGAACGAGGAAGGCGUGGUUAUGAUGUUCAUCCUGAACUUCGACUACAUCCUGGAGGAGGGCAGCAGCGACUCCCUGGAGAAACUCAACCACACCUCACCAUCCAAAUCUAUAAAUAGGAGAUUUUUCCGUUUCCGUUUUCCAGCGUUACCUCUCCUGGGCAUCAGCAAGCAGUCCUUGCCCCAGGAGGACCCCGACGCUGUCACAGUGGACUCUCCCCGCCACAGCGAUGGCUCAGUGGCAACGCAUGAUUACCAGCUGCCAACCACGCGGGAGAGCUGCAGCCCCUCUUACGCCAAUGAUACCCGCGCCCUCAUCGGCCCCAGCCACUGCUCCACCCCCGUGUCCGGCCCUUUGGACCACUCCUCGCCCAAGGGUCCAUGGGACCGGAUUUACCCAAACCAGGCCGACACCCAGGUGCAGCAGAAGAGUCCAGUGGACAUGCUGGUUGCAGCACCCUCCAUCCCGGGCCUCACGCCCACCGCCUCCAGGGAGAGUGUGUGCAGCAUUCGCAGAGCGUCCUCCGUGCACGACAUAGAGGGCUUUGGUUGUGACUCCAAGAUGGCCUUCCGAGACCGACAUGCCAGUGAAGACAACGGUCGCAAUAUCAAAGUGUCUCGCUCCUGGAUGGCUGGGGGAUCUACUGAUUGUGUUCAAGCCAGCGGAGGACAGUGCUCCUCCUUCAGACACACAAAACAGUUCAGCGCUUUCUCACCUUUUCAACAACACCACCAAGUGCACUUUCAAGGAAGUACUUUAAUCUCCAAACAGUACCCGGUCCUCUCUCUGGGGGCAGAUGCUCCAGAAUAUAAGCUCCAGACCCCGCGUAUGGACAAGUGGACCAUACUCCACUACAGUCCCUUCAAAGCUGUCUGGGACUGGCUCAUCCUGCUGCUGGUCAUCUACACGGCCAUCUUCACGCCAUACUCCGCCGCCUUCCUCCUCAACGACCUCGAGGAGCAGAAGCGGCGUGAGUGCGGCUACUCCUGCUCACCGCUCAACGUGGUGGACUUGAUCGUCGACAUCAUGUUCAUCGUGGACAUCCUCAUCAACUUCCGCACCACCUACGUCAAUGUCAACGAAGAGGUGGUCAGCCACCCAGCCAAGAUCGCCAUCCACUACUUCAAAGGCUGGUUCCUCAUCGACAUGGUGGCUGCCAUUCCCUUUGACCUGCUCAUCUUCGGCUCAGGGUCCGAUGAGACCACCACUCUGAUUGGUCUGCUGAAGACGGCCCGCCUGCUGCGGCUGGUGCGUGUUGCCCGCAAGCUGGACCGCUACUCGGAGUAUGGAGCCGCCGUCCUCAUGCUCCUCAUGUGUAUCUUUGCCCUCAUCGCCCAUUGGCUGGCCUGCAUAUGGUACGCCAUCGGCAACGUGGAGAAGCCUUACCUGGAGCACAAGAUUGGCUGGUUGGACAACCUGGGCGUGUCCAUAGGGAAAAAGUACAACUACAGUGACCCCAGCUCAGGCCCCUCCAUCAAGGACAAGUAUGUGACAGCGCUUUACUUCACCUUCAGCAGUCUGACCAGCGUGGGCUUUGGGAACGUCUCCCCCAACACCAACUCCGAGAAGAUCUUCUCCAUCUGCGUCAUGCUCAUUGGAUCCCUUAUGUAUGCGAGUAUCUUUGGAAACGUGUCGGCCAUCAUCCAGCGGCUGUAUUCAGGUACGGCCCGAUAUCACCUCCAGAUGCUACGGGUCAAAGAAUUCAUCCGUUUCCACCAGAUCCCCAACCCGCUCAGGCAGAGGCUGGAGGAGUACUUCCAACAUGCCUGGACGUACACCAAUGGCAUUGACAUGAAUAUGGUGCUGAAGGGCUUCCCGGAGUGUCUGCAGGCGGAUAUCUGCCUCCACCUCAAUAAAAACCUCCUGCAGGGCUGCAAGGCAUUCCGUGGAGCCACCAAGGGCUGCCUCCGCGCCCUCGCCAUGAGGUUCAAGACCACCCACGCGCCGCCUGGAGACACCCUGGUCCACUCCGGAGACGUGCUCACAGCGCUCUACUUCCUCUCCCGUGGCUCCAUUGAAAUCCUCAAGGAUGACGUGGUGGUGGCUAUCCUGGGUAAGAAUGACAUCUUUGGUGAGAUGAUUCACCUCUACGCCAAGCCGGGAAAGUCCAGCGCGGAUGUGCGGGCAUUGAGCUACUGUGACCUGCACACCAUCCAGCGGGAGGAGAUUUUGGAGGUGCUGGACAUGUACCCGGAGUUCGCUGACCACUUCCUCACCAACCUGGAGCUGACCUUCAACCUCCGUGACGACAAUGCCAAGACAACCUACCCACAAGCCAGUGAUUCCGACAUGGAGGACAUCAAGUGUCGAAGACGGGUGUCCUAUAAAAGGAAAUCUUCAACAGGCACCAACAACAAGGAGCCGGCAGCCUCCUACUGCGACCCCAAGCGGGAGAGGCAGCUCUAUGCCUGCUCCCAGGCGGCGGCCGAGGCAAGGAGCGGGAGAGACUCUGCAGUGGAGGGAGAGAAGGAAGAGGAAGAGGAGGAGGAGGAAGACGGGCAGGUGGAGGAGGAGGAGCAGAGGCCGCUGUGUUCGAGCAUGCUGGGAUACCCAGUGGUCAGGGACCACUCCCACGGCCGCAGCGGCCCAGACGCACCGGCCGGAGACUGUACGCCAAGCCCAGCUUUUAAAGAGCUCCAUGCAGAGGAGUGGGUGUGUGAGCAGCCCAGGGAGGACUCAGCGGAGUCAGCCCAGCGUCAGGAGCCUCCGGCUGCGGAGGAGGACAGCGACACAGACCUCACCUACGGAGAGGUGGAACAAAGGCUGGACCUCCUUCAGGAGCACCUCAACAGGUUGGAGUCCCAGAUGACCACAGAUAUCCAGGCUAUCCUGCAGUUGCUCCAGAGGCAAACCACAGCUGGUCCCCCAGCUUACAGUACUGUCACCUCCAGCCCGGAGUACCCGAGGCCAGCCGUCCGGGUCCAGCCUGUGUCUGCCAUCCAGACGGACCUCAGCCUUGGUCCUGCACCACCCCAGCCCCGGAGCCCCGACCAAGAAAACGCUCAGAACAAACCCAAAGACUCGUCCCCUGUCCUCCUCGACUCAGAAACUCUUCCAGACGGGAGCUUUGCUGGCCUGCUAGAGGGGGACGCAGACGUAGAGCAGAGACACAAGCAAAGCAACAUGGACUCUCCGGAGCAACAACAGCCAAGCCAACAGCCACCAAGGUCUCUCCUCCCAUCCGCCCGACAGGCCUCGCUCCCCGAUGUCCCGCCCAGCGGCUCAGGAAUGUUGGGACUCCAUCGGCCCGUCUCCGACCCUGGGCUUCCUGGGAAGUAG